AAAGAUCAUAUCAACCGUGACGCUUUGUUCUUCUAUUCGAGAACCUCACUCAAUCCAGUGAAGCUAACAACAGCAAUGUCGCACAUCUUGCACCAGAGACCCCUCCACAACACACUCUUCUCAAGCCCCUACCCGACCUCUCCGCGCUCCUCCUCACCUUCUCAAAGACCGAUCUCAAUCUUGAGCCGGACAGGCCUCGUCGUGUUGUUGUCUCUCAUGGUGGCGCUCGGUGUUCUCCUGCCAUGGAUGGGGAUGCCCCAGGGAAUUUUCUCCGUUACCAGACCUUCUAUGACGAAAUGGCGCGCCUACACUCUGCCCCAAGCGGCGUCAUUUGUCGCCAAGAACGGGACCGUCAUCGUCUGUGCUGUGAGUGAGCCGUAUUUGCCCUUCUUGAACAAUUGGUUGAUCAGUAUUUCCAGGCAAAAACACCAAGACAAGGUGCUUGUUAUUGCUGAGGAUUAUGCGACUUUGUAUAAGGUCAAUCAGAGGUGGCCUGGCCAUGCUGUGCUUGUGCCGCCCGCUCCCGAUUCCCAGACAGCGCAUAAGUUUGGCUCUCAGGGAUUCUUCAAUUUUACAUCCCGAAGACCUCGCCACCUCCUGCACAUUUUGGAGCUUGGGUAUAAUGUUAUGUACAAUGAUGUCGAUAUGGUUUGGUUGCAAGAUCCUUUUCCCUAUUUGCAGGGAAAACAUGAUGUAUACUUUACAGAUGACAUGGCAGCAGUAAAACCUCUGAACCACUCCCAUGAAUUGCCACCCCCAGGAAAAAAAGGACGAACUUAUAUAUGUAGCUGUAUGAUUUUCCUUCGCCCUACUGAUGGAGCAAAACUAAUUUUGAAGAAAUGGAUUGAUGAGAUGCAAGCUCAGCCAUGGUCUAGAGCAAAAAAAGCAAAUGACCAGCCCGCUUUUAACUGGGCCUUGAUGAAAACUGCUGGACAGGUAGAUCUUUACCUGCUUCCCCAAGCUGCUUUCCCGACGGGAGGAUUGUACUUCAAAAAUAAGACUUGGGUUCAGGAAACCCAGGGAAUGCAUGUAAUCAUCCAUAAUAAUUAUAUCACUGGUUUUGAGAAGAAGAUAAAGCGCUUCCAAGAGUUUGGCCUCUGGUUGGUGGAUAAGCAUGCACAAGAAGAGUCCCCACUUGGCAGAUUAUAGUCAGUAGACCAAAUAACUCCUCCAUGAUGCUCGGACCAGGUAUAACUUGCUAAAUGGUUAGUCUUUCUUCCCAUUAUAGCUGUGUUAUGAAAUUUCAAGGAAGGAUGUGACAACCAGCAUGCGGAUCCCCUCCUACAUUUCAAUCUGAUCCAGAGUAAUUUAUAUACUGUAUGCGAAAGAAAUCAUUUCGAAUCCUGUACAAAUUCAAUCAUUUUGAUCAUGAUUCUUAUUCACGUUAGUAUAAAAGCCUUUUCCUUAACUGUUCCAAAUA
Molecule: messenger RNA, 1420 nt
Organism: Tripterygium wilfordii
Lineage: Eukaryota; Viridiplantae; Streptophyta; Magnoliopsida; Celastrales; Celastraceae
Product: UDP-D-xylose:L-fucose alpha-1,3-D-xylosyltransferase MGP4
Exons: 4
Coding region: 76-1149 (357 amino acids)
Cellular component (GO): Golgi apparatus
Molecular function (GO): glycosyltransferase activity
Source: RefSeq, a predicted model, not a curated record